AUGAAAACCAAGCGUGAAGCAGCUAAACCUGCUUGGACGAACGCCGAUCUCAAAAAUCUAAAAAAAAUGAAACGCGCAGCCCUCCGAGGACACAGCAAGUAUCGUACGGACUCUACCAGGGCCAGAUAUAUGUUAGCAAACGCUGAAUAUAAGCAACUGAAUGAUCGUCUGUACAACGCUUAUCAGGACCAUCUGCAAAAUAACCUCAAGAAUAACCCCAAUAGUUUUUGGCGGUACGUCAACAGCCAAAGGAAGGAAACCGGAUUGCCCUCUACCUUGACUGAUGGUUUGCUGGAAGCUGAAUCAACUGUGGAUAUUGCCGACCUCUUCCGAUCUCAAUUCAGCAGCGUUUUUACCAAUGAGCUUCUAGAUCCGCAAGACGUGGCUGCCGCUACCAGAAAUGUUCCCCGACUGACGGCAUCUGAUUUGCAAAUCGUUAUCACCGAUGAUAUGGUCAAAGCAGCAGGUAUGGAUCUGAAGUGUUCCACCGGAUGCGGCCCAGACGGGAUUCCUUCGCUUGUUAUAAAACGCUGUAUACACUCACUUGCAACACCGUUAACCACAGUAUUCAAUCGCUCUCUGCGUACAGGAGUGUUCCCUACUUGCUGGAAAGACUCGUAUGGGUUCCCGGUCUUCGAGUCGUCUUGA
Wyeomyia smithii (pitcher-plant mosquito) is the source of this 648-nucleotide messenger RNA. RefSeq lists its product as uncharacterized. Bases 1 to 648 code for a protein of 215 amino acids. The record is from RefSeq and is a predicted model, not a curated record. The transcript has a single exon. NCBI's taxonomy places the organism in Eukaryota, Metazoa, Arthropoda, Insecta, Diptera, Culicidae.